UGUCAAAAGUUGCUCUUCCGUGUCUGCUUUCUUUGCUGGCUGCGCCAGGUAGAAAAAUUACAUAAAUUCCCUGAAAAGACCCAUUCGGUGUGGCCAAAUUGUGUGGUCAGACGUUCCUGGCCAGUUGUGUGUUGGAGUGGUGUGUGAAAAGUGGCUGUCAGUGCACUGGGAGAGAUGAUUGUGAAGCGGGCAAAAAGGAUGGCUGCAAAGUUGGUGGUUCUACGAAGGUGUUCAUCAUUGUAAAAGGUGAAAAAAAGUGCCCUUGCAUUGCAAGAGACAAAAGAAGUGCAAAAAAAAGACCUCGAGGACAGUGUCUGUGGCUUCGGGGGUGGCAUAAAGUGAUCAAGAGUUAAGUUAUUUGCGGGAGGAAUUGCGUUGUGGCGUAUUUUGACGAAGAGGGAGCAAUAUAGGUCGCCUUGAAGGUAAUUCUCUCACUGCACAGAAAUUUGUGGGUGAAAGUCGCACCUCUUCCGGACACCGUGUGGCCUUGUGUUGGCGGAUGAGAUCCCGUGACGACAGCACGGGAGUGGUGUCUGUGGUCAAGCAAACACCUUCCGGACAGCUACUCUGAAGGGGCUUUGGUGGGGGAUUGGGUCUUGGGGGAAGAAGAAGGCAGCAACUGAGAGACAAGCAAGAUGAAUAUGGCGACAGCUGAGAAUUCCAUUCGCUUCAGUGAUCACACACUGGACAAGGCGACCAAGGCAAAGGUGACUCUGGAGAAUUACUACAGCAACUUGAUCACGCAGCACGGGGAGCGAAAAGAGCGCCUGGCCAAACUGGAAGCCUCCCUCAAGGAUGACACACUCACGGAAACGCAGAAGCAAGAGAAAAGGAUUCAGCAUGCUCAGAAAGAAACAGAAUUCCUCAGGCUCAAGCGUUCCAGGCUCGGAGUUGAGGAUUUUGAUGCACUCAAGGUGAUUGGGCGAGGAGCGUUUGGGGAGGUGCGCCUGGUGCAGAAGAAGGAUACAGGGCAUGUGUAUGCGAUGAAGGUGCUGCGGAAGGCGGAUAUGUUGGAGAAGGAGCAAGUGGCUCAUGUGCGUGCUGAGCGUGAUGUCCUGGUGGAGGCUGAUCAUCAAUGGGUCGUGAAGAUGUACUACAGCUUUCAGGAUCCGGUCAAUCUCUACCUCAUCAUGGAAUUCCUGCCAGGCGGAGACAUGAUGACGCUGCUGAUGAAGAAGGACACACUUUCGGAGGACUGUACGCAGUUCUACAUUGCCGAAACUGCCCUGGCUAUCGACAGCAUCCACAAACUGGGCUUUAUCCAUCGGGACAUCAAGCCGGAUAAUUUGUUGCUGGAUGCCCGGGGGCACCUGAAAUUGUCGGAUUUUGGGCUGUGCACGGGUCUCAAGAAGUCCCAUCGCACGGAUUUCUAUCGGGAUCUGUCGCAGGCCAAACCGUCCGACUUCAUUGGCACCUGCGCCAGUCCCAUGGACUCCAAGAGGCGUGCUGAGAGUUGGAAGCGGAACCGUCGGGCGCUGGCGUACAGUACGGUAGGGACGCCGGAUUAUAUUGCACCUGAGGUGUUCCUGCAGACGGGAUAUGGGCCAGCGUGCGACUGGUGGUCACUUGGAGUGAUUAUGUAUGAGAUGCUGAUGGGCUAUCCGCCCUUCUGCUCCGACAAUCCCCAAGAUACCUACCGCAAAGUGAUGAAUUGGCGUGAGACGCUCAUCUUUCCGCCCGAGACGCCCAUCUCGGAGGAGGCCAAGGAGACAAUAAUCCGAUUCUGCUGUGAAGCUGAGCGAAGAUUGGGCUCACACCUUGGAAUUGAGGAGACAAAAUCUGUGCCCUUCUUCCGUGGCGUCGACUGGGAGCACAUCCGUGAGAGGCCAGCUGCAAUACCAGUUGAAGUGCAUUCAAUCGAUGAUACAUCCAAUUUUGACGACUUUCCGGAUGUAUCUCUCGAAAUUCCGUCUGCACCACAUCCACAGGAUGGGGAAAUCCUCAAGGAUUGGGUAUUUAUUAAUUAUACAUUUAAGCGCUUCGAGGGGCUCACUCAGCGAGGGACACCGAUAAAAAACCGGGAUCUGACUGUGUCGAGGGGAUAGAAGGCUGACAUUGCCACAACAGCUCCCUGCAGAGGAGAAAAGAAAAGAAAACACCGCCCGGGAAUUUGCAUUAAUUUCCAUGGAAAAGUUAUUUAGACCGACUGCUGGCCACUGGUUUCACUUCCAGCAUGAAUUGCAUGAAUUAUUCAGGAAGUAAUCAACUCACCGAGGC
This is a messenger RNA of Phlebotomus papatasi, 2217 nucleotides long. It is a transcript of the gene trc, whose product is annotated as serine/threonine-protein kinase tricornered. The record is from RefSeq and is a predicted model, not a curated record. Gene Ontology annotation, biological process: peptidyl-serine phosphorylation; intracellular signal transduction. The transcript has 5 exons. Gene Ontology annotation, molecular function: ATP binding; protein serine/threonine kinase activity. The coding region runs from base 636 to 2045 and encodes 469 amino acids. Lineage: Eukaryota; Metazoa; Arthropoda; Insecta; Diptera; Psychodidae.